GGGUGAAGGCGGUUGGGAGGAGAAGUCGCUCGAGCGGGGAAGCGGCGGCCGUUAGGAAAAUGGCGCCGUGCGGCCCGGGGCAGACCCCCGUCACUGGUCACCGCCGCCUUCCUGGCGCAGCUGCUGUGUCACGGCCACACCGGCCGGCUGUACAGCAGGCAGGAGCCGGUGACCAUUCUGGAGGCGGAUGGGGUUAAGGGCCUGUUUGGGAACUGGUCGGCCGCCUGGGUGGUGGAGUUCUACUGGUCGUGGGGCGGCCCCUGUGUCAACUAUGGGGCCACCUGGAAGGUACUGGGCCCGGGAGGUGAAAGGGCCACCAGAAGCCUUCUCAGUACUCUACAAGUGACUUCACCAACAUCCUGUACAACUUCAACAUGAUGUCCCAACUCCUUUAUUCAAUGGUGUGAACUAUUAAGAGUAUUUGAAAAUCUGAAGACUGAAGUUUCAAAAUCAACAGAUGAAGGGCUUAUGCCCGAAACAUUGACUCUUCCUGCUCCUCGGAUGCUGCCUGACCUGCUGUGCUUUUCUAGCGCCACAUUUUUUUGACUGAUUCUCCAGUGUCUGCAGUCCUCACUUUGAUGUCAAUGUCUGACAGUCACUCAAUCCAUCGGGACCACAACAAUUUAUGACUGUGAUUUCUGUGAGAGGGAUCAACGCUUUUUGGUUCCUGUUUGAGGACGUUUUCAGCAUCAGGUGGGACUGGACGAGAGACCCCACUGUUGCAACGCACUGUGUGUGGAGCCUGAAACAGUUAUACAGCCUGGGAAGGGGAUUUCACGGCAGGGAGGGGCUCUACACGUGUUUGUGUGCAGCUGAAGCUGUGGCCAUGGAGAAAGCUGAGGAAUCCCGCCCUGUGGAGAAACCGUGGAAGUGUGGUGACUGUGGGAAAGGCUUCCGUGUCCCGUCUGCCCUGGAGACUCAUCGACGCAGUCACACCGGGGAGAGGCCAUUCCCCUGCACCGAGUGCGGGAAAGCCUUCAGACAUUCCUCCCACCUGCUGGCCCACCAGCGGGGCCACAUGGGGGAAAAACCCAUCAGCUGCCCAGAUUGUGGGAAGGCCUUCAUAUAUUUCUCUGCCCUGUUGGCCCAUCGGCGGAUCCACACAGGAGAGAGGCCUUUCAGCUGCCCUGAGUGUGGGAAGGCCUUCAGGUCUUCCGCCACCCUGCGGACCCACCGGCGUUUCCACGCGGGGGAAAGGCCGUUCAGCUGCACCGAGUGCGGGAAGGCCUUCAGGUAUUCCUCCACCCUGCUAAGCCACCAGCGUGUCCACACGGGGCAGAGGCCCUUCAGCUGCCCUGAGUGCGGGAAGGCCUUUACCGACGUCUCCACCCUGCUGAGGCACCAGCGGAUCCACACCGGGGAGAAGCCCUUCAGCUGUCCCGACUGCGGAAAGGCCUUUACCAACACCUCCUCCCUGAUGAGGCACCAGCGGAUCCACACCGGGGAAAGGCCCUUCAGCUGCUCUGAGUGUGGGAAGGCCUUCAGCUAUUCCUACAACCUGCGGAGCCACUGUCGUGUCCACACAGGGGAGAGGCCCUUCAGCUGCCCCAAGUGCGGGAAGGCCUUUACCCACGUCUCCGCCCUGCGGAGCCACCAGCGGGUCCACACCGGGGAGAGGCCCUUCAGCUGCCCCGAGUGUGGGAAGGCCUUUACCCACAUCUCAGCCCUGCGGAGCCACCGGCGUGUCCACACCGGGGAGAGACCCUUUAGCUGCCCUGAGUGCGGGAAGGCCUUUACCGACAUCUCCUCCCUGAUGAGGCACCAGCGGGUCCACACCGGAGAAAGGCCCUUCACCUGCCCCGUGUGUGGGAAGGCCUUUAGCAACACCUCCUCCCUGAUGAGGCACCAGCGGAUCCACACGGGGGAGAGGCCCUUUACCUGCUCUCAGUGCGGGAAGGCCUUCAGCAGUUCCUCCACGCUGCUGACCCACCAGCGGGUCCACACCGGGGAGAGACCGUACACCUGCCCUCAGUGCGGGAAGGGCUUUACCUGCUCCUCCAACCUGCGGAGCCACCAGCGGAUCCACACCGGGGAGAGGCCCUUCAGCUGCCCCGAAUGCGGGAAGGGCUUCACCCGCUCCUCCCACCUGCAGAGCCACCAGCGGCAGGACCACACGGGGAAAAGACCCUUCAGCUGCCCCGAUUGUGGGAAGGCCUUCAUGUUUUUCUCCGCCCUGUUGGCCCAUCGGCGGAUCCACACGGGGGAGAGGCCCUUCAGCUGCCCAGAGUGCGGGAAGGCCUUUACCCAGGCCUCCACCCUGCUGAGGCACCAGCGUGUCCACACAGGGCAGAGGCCCUUCAGCUGCUCUCAGUGCGGGAAGGCUUUUACCCACGUCUCCUCCCUGCUGACCCACCAGCAUGUCCACACAGGGCAGAGGCCCUUCAGCUGCUCUCAGUGCGGGAAGGCUUUUACCCACGUCUCCUCCCUGCUGACCCACCAGCGUAUCCACACGGGGGAGAGGCCAUUCACCUGCUCUCAGUGCGGGAAGGGCUUCACCUACUCCUUCAACCUCCAGACCCACCAGCGGGUCCACACCGGUGAGAGGCCCUUCAGCUGCUCAGAGUGCGGGAAGGCCUUUACUCAGGUCUCCACCCUGCUGAGGCACCAGCAGGUCCACACCGGGGAGAGGCCCUUCAGCUGCCCCGAGUGCGGGAAGGCCUUCAGCAAUUCCUCCGCCCUGCUUACCCACCAGCAUGUCCACACGGGGGAGAGCCCCUUCAGCUGCCCAGAGUGCGGGAAGGCCUUUACCCAGGCCUCCACCCUGCUGAGGCACCAGCGUGUCCACACGGGGGAAAGGCCCUUCAGCUGCCCUGAGUGUAGGAAGGCCUUCAGCGAUUCCUCCACCCUGCGGAGUCACCAGCGGGUCCACACUGGGGAGAGGCCGUUCACCUGCUCUCAGUGUGGGAAGGGCUUCAUCUGCUCUUCCAACCUGCGGAGACAUCGGCAUGUCCACACGGGGGAAAGGCCCUUCAGCUGCCCCGAGUGUGGGAAGGCCUUCAGCAAUUCCUCCGCCCUGCUGGCCCACCAGCGGGUCCACACUGGGGAGAGGCCGUUCACCUGCUCUCAGUGUGGGAAGGGCUUCACCUGCUCCUCCACCCUGCGGAGCCACCAGCGGAUCCACAUGGAGGAGAGGCCCUUCAGCUGUGCUCAGUGUGGGAAGGGCUUCACCUGCUCCUCCCAUCUGCUGACCCACCGGCGGGUCCACACGGGGGAGAGGCCAUUCACCUGCUCUCAGUGCGGGAAGGGCUUUACCUCCUCCUCCACCCUGCAGACCCACCAGCGGAUCCACACGGGGGAGAGGCCGUUCAGCUGCUCAGAGUGCAGGAAGGCUUUUACCCAGGUCUCCACCCUGCUGAGGCACCAGCGUGUCCACACCAGGGAGAUGUCCUUCAGCUGCCCCGGAGGUGGGAAGGCCUUCAGUGAUUCCUCCACCCUGCUGACCCACCGGCGAGUCCACACCGGGGAGAGGCCAUUCACCUGCUCUCAGUGUGGGAAGGGCUUCAGGUAUUCCUCCCACUUGCUGACCCACCAGAGGGUCCACACGGGGGAGAAGCCCUUCAGCUGCCCCGAGUGUGGGAAGGCCUUCAGCACAUCUUCCUCCCUGCUGAGGCACCAGCGGAUCCACACCGGGGAGAGGCCGUUCAUCUGCUCUCAGUGCGGGAAGGGCUUCACCUACUCCUCCCAACUGCGGAGCCACCAGCGAGUUCACGUGCCUUCACAGGGGGAUUGAAGGAGUGACGGCCGAGUCCCAUUAUCGAUUGGAAUAUCAACCCGGUUCCGGGGACUCCCAGGUUUGAAUCCCGCCACGACAGAUGGCAGAAUUGGUAUACGGUUAGAAAUGUGGAGUUUGGAAUCUAACGAUGAGACCAUUUCAGGGAGGGGGUGGUGCAGGGGAGAAAGCCCCCAUCUGAUUCCCUCUCUCCCUUGUUAGGGAAGGGAACCGCCAUUGUGGGAAAGGAUACACUCAGUCGUUCCAGCUGCAUCCUUUACCCGGUCUGGCCUACACGUGACUCCAGACCCACAGCAGUCUGGUUGACUCUACACUGCCCUCCCCACACUGGCAAAGGAGCGGGGAGAAACUUACUUGGAGACAGGGUAUGGUUUGAAAUUGCUGAGUGAGGCAAUACUUCCUCCGGGUUACGGCUGUACCAAGGAUCCAAUUACAAAGGGACAACUUGGUGCUGACCAAUAGUAAAGACAGUGAGGGGGGCACUGGGGAGGUGUGGUGUGUGCACUUUCACCUUGAGCUGUUCAAAAAGCAACUCCUUUUUCUCUGCCUUUUUGCUGGGGGGAUCUGAAACUGUAACAAAGUUGGGUUGCAAUAAAGGUUACCUGAACUUA
Molecule: messenger RNA, 4341 nt
Organism: Hemiscyllium ocellatum (epaulette shark)
Lineage: Eukaryota; Metazoa; Chordata; Chondrichthyes; Orectolobiformes; Hemiscylliidae
Product: gastrula zinc finger protein XlCGF26.1-like
Exons: 4
Coding region: 626-3730 (1034 amino acids)
Biological process (GO): regulation of transcription by RNA polymerase II
Cellular component (GO): nucleus
Molecular function (GO): RNA polymerase II cis-regulatory region sequence-specific DNA binding; DNA-binding transcription factor activity, RNA polymerase II-specific
Source: RefSeq, a predicted model, not a curated record